Messenger RNA from Mucor mucedo, 1554 nucleotides. RefSeq names its product ergosterol biosynthesis ERG4/ERG24. Bases 19 to 1488 code for a protein of 489 amino acids. Gene Ontology annotation, biological process: ergosterol biosynthetic process. Gene Ontology annotation, cellular component: endoplasmic reticulum membrane. The record is from RefSeq and is a predicted model, not a curated record. The transcript has 4 exons. Gene Ontology annotation, molecular function: Delta14-sterol reductase activity. NCBI's taxonomy places the organism in Eukaryota, Fungi, Mucoromycota, Mucoromycetes, Mucorales, Mucoraceae.
AGUAUCUUUCACAAAGUCAUGUCUAAUCAAACGCGAUCAGAUAAUCCUGAAAAGGCUACAGAAGCAGCAGAGCCUGCCCCUAACCGUGCUGCCCGUAGAGCCGCACAAAAGAAAGAGGCCAAAGUCACCAAAGUGACAAAGACUACUACAACAACAACCACUACAAAAAAGUCGAGAUCAACUACACGAUCGGGGCCUUCCAAGCCUUUGAAUCCUAAAACUACCAAAUACGAAUUUGGUGGUGUCUUGGGUGCUGCUGCCAUGAUUGUAUGCUUGCCUAUGCUUGUCUUGGCUUUUACUUAUGGCUGUAAUCAAACAUUCGGUUAUAAACCUUUCCAUGCAUUAUACGAAUUCUUUGCCCAAUUCAAUCUUGACAAUGUGAUUCACACUCUCAAAAACUGGAAUUAUGGAGGUGCAUUUUUGUAUCUUGGUAUCGUUGUUCAAUUAGUCGUUUAUACGAUCGCACUUCCCGGAGAGCAAGUAGAAGGAGAACGUCUUCGUAAUGGAAGCCGACUUACUUACAAGGUCAAUGCUUUGACCGUCUUUCAAGGUUUAGUCACCAUGGGCUUUAUGGCGCUUCGUGGUCAAGGUUAUCAUAUGUUUAUUUAUGCAAAGGCUCAUUUUGCCGAUAUCGCUUUAUUUUCGCUUGUCUUUUCAUUCAUUGUGUCAAUUGCUGUUUACGUUUCAAGUUUCUUUGGAAAUAAGAUGCUUGCUUUGGGUGGUAAUACCGGUAAUCCCAUUUACGAUUUUAUGAUUGGCCGAGAAUUGAAUCCUCGUAUCGGUAACUUUGAUAUCAAAUUCUUUACAGAAUUAAGACCAGGUUUAAUCCUCUGGUUCUGUCUCAAUAUUUGUUUUGCUGUUAAUCAAUGGGUUGAUUUGGGACGACUUACGUAUUCAAUGGUGCUUGUCAAUAUCUUCCAAGCAUGGUACAUCAUUGACGCACUUUACAAUGAAUCUUCCAUUUUAACCACCAUGGAUAUCACAACUGAUGGUUUUGGCUUCAUGUUGGCAUUUGGUAACUUGUGUUGGGUUCCCAUCAUGUACAGUUUACAAGCACGUUAUCUCUCGGAUUUCCCUGUAGAUUUAUCAUACCCUCAUUUAGCUCUUAUUGUCGGCCUUCAAGCACUUGGUUAUUAUAUCUUUAGAUCUGCUAACUCUCAAAAGGAUGCUUUCCGUAAAGAUCCCAAGGACCCUCAAGUUGCUGAUCUCAAGUAUAUUGAAACUAAAUCUGGAUCCCGUUUAAUUACUUCAGGUUGGUGGGGCAAGGCUAGACAUAUUAACUAUUUUGGUGACUGGUUGAUGUCCGUUGCUUGGUGUUUACCUUGUGGCUUCGAUUCGAUUAUCCCUUACUUUUAUUGUGUCUACUUUGCCAUUUUGCUUAUUCAUCGUGAACGCCGUGAUGAAGAAAAAUGUAGAAAUAAGUAUGGUAGUGAUUGGGAUCGUUACUGUGCCAUUGUUAAAUAUCGUAUCAUUCCUGGUGUAUAUUAAAAAUAAAAAGUAGAAAGGUUCCCAUCUUUCAAAUAAAGUAAAUAAAUAUGUGCAAGUAUAUCCUAU